UUUCGGGUCAAAUCCAUACAGUAAAUCUUCACAUUGCUCUUCAGCGUCUCCUCUCGUUCUGAGGAACAAGAACGCUUACAGCACAAGACGUCUCUGCAGUAUUUUCCUGACAGGAGCAGGGAGAUAAUUAUAUCAACGCAGGAAAGGACACAAGCAAGGAAAACAGAUGUCAGGACAAAAGAGGGGAGAGAGAGAGAGGGAAUGAAAGAAAUGCAGAGAGGGAGGAGGAGGGGGGGGGUGCAUUUGUAUUCCCCUCCUCUCAACUCCCUCCUGCUUUGAAACGAGUCUUACUUAAAAGACGGGAAUCAAACCGCCCCAACAGCGCGAGCAUGAAUGACAUUAAGUUGGCCCUGCUUGGAAGUCCGGGAGCCGGAAAGUCAGCAGUCCUCGUGCGCUUCCUGACCAGACGCUUCAUCGGAGAAUAUGCAUCUGACACCAAUUCUCUGUAUCGAAAGAGGCUGUCCAUCGAAGGCAGGCAGCUGAAUCUGGAGGUGUUUGACCCCUGCUCGCAGAGCUCGGAGGCCAGGUGCAUACUGGAGGAACCGGUGGAGUGGGCAGACGGCUUUGUGGUGGUCUACAACAUUAGCGACCGCACUUCCUUCCUCGACGCCAAGAACAUCCUGCGGCAGAUCCGUGAGGCCCGUCAGCAGGACCAAUGCAAAGGGGAACUGCUCAGCAUCCCUGUGUGUCUGCUGGGUAACAAGCAGGACCUGUGUCACGCCCGGCAGGUGCGCGAGGACGAAGGCCGUUGCCUGGCGCAGGAGAACCGGUGCCACUUCCAGGAAGUGUCAGCGGCGGAAAGCUACCAGGACAUUGCCGCCCUCUUCACGCAGCUCAUCAGGCAGGUGAUGGAGCACCUGAAGUACCGCGCCGACCGCCGGCGCUACAGCGGCUCCAAGUCCAUGGCCAAGCUUAUCAACAACGUAUUUGGCAAGAGGAGGAAGUCGGUGUGAAAAAAGGGACACCGACGUGUGUAGACACUGCUUCCAAAUGGUACCAGAGGAAAGAUGAAAUCUGUGGGUUUACAUUUAACCAAAAAUAUAUUCAUCUUUUGUUUGUAUUUUGUUGUAGAACACAUGCCAUUUGUCAUGUUGUAGCUCACGAUGGUAGGUUGUAAUUAAUGUACAUAAAGUGACAGAUUAUAGAUGUACCAGCUAGGGGAGGGACUGAAGCACCUACCAAUGCAAUAAGCAGUCACUCAGUAUCGAGACUUGGCGCAUGUUGUAAACUAGUAUUCAAGAUAAUCGUAUGUGAUGUGGAAAUGGCGUCUUUAACAAGGAUCAUUGCUGCACCGUAGUCCUUUUAUUUUGCUUUUCGACAUAAAGUAAGAAUAGGAAAUCAGGAUGGUCAGAAUAUUCAUCUUUCUGCUCUUUCUGAAAUGCCCUCAAAUUCUACAAGAUUCCACCACUCAUAUGACAACUCGGAUUACAUGAAAAUUCUGAAGCGGUUAAGCAAACAAAAGCAGUUGGAAUUCAACCCAGAGAAAGAACACAUAUUUCAAGUGUACAAAGUUGUUGGUUCAAACCUUGACAUCCGGAACAUGAAAAUAUCUACUGUAAAUAUCACUUUGCAAAACAGAUGGAUGAACUGUUCCACAGAGUUUACUUAACCUUUAUGGUGGUCUAUGCUAGACUGAGUGACAUCUUCAUUUAAUGGUCAUUAUAAUGUUAAUUAACCCAACUUAAGGUGGCCUAAAAUUUUCACGCAUUACUGUAUUUAAUGUAGAAAUUAAUUAAACUCUGGUAACUAUUUGUUAGCAUUGACAGGAGAGAUUUUAUUUUUAAUACUAGGAAACAAUUUGUGAUACCCCAAAAUAGUUUCAGGAUUUUGAAGAUACUGAACUUGGAGUCUUUAAUUGGACACUCUAAAUUGCCCCAAGGUGUGAUUGUGAGUAUGACUGGUGUCCGUCUCCGUGUGCCCUGCAAUGAUUGGUUGACAACCAGUUCAUGGUCUACCCCGCCUCCUACCCGUUGACAGGUGGGAUAGGCUGCAGCAUUUCCGCGACCCUUGUGAGGAUAAGCGGUUCAGAAAUCGAAUAGAUGGAGGAACUUGGGAACCGGAAGCAGGCUAGCUAAAAACUUUGCCAAAAUUCCUCAGACAAGCCAACCAAACA
Molecule: messenger RNA, 2113 nt
Organism: Syngnathoides biaculeatus (alligator pipefish)
Lineage: Eukaryota; Metazoa; Chordata; Actinopteri; Syngnathiformes; Syngnathidae
Gene: rerglb
Product: RERG/RAS-like b
Exons: 5
Coding region: 330-953 (207 amino acids)
Molecular function (GO): GTPase activity; GTP binding
Source: RefSeq, a predicted model, not a curated record